Messenger RNA from Xenia sp. Carnegie-2017, 657 nucleotides. Its product is annotated as galaxin-like. The record is from RefSeq and is a predicted model, not a curated record. The transcript has a single exon. NCBI's taxonomy places the organism in Eukaryota, Metazoa, Cnidaria, Anthozoa, Malacalcyonacea, Xeniidae. Bases 1 to 657 code for a protein of 218 amino acids.
AUGAGUUCAACUUUAUCCAUUUGUUGCCGAGGCAAAGUUUAUUCAAAAUCACAAGGAAAAUCUUGUUGUGGAGGACAGAACUAUGACCCAGCUAUAAAUAUCUGCUGCAAAAAUAAUCUGUUUUUUAAGGGCAUGAGAAACAGUUGCUGUGGAUCUCGUCCUUACAACUCUGGUUCGCACAUUUGUUGUGGAGGAAACAUCUUAAGUAAAUCUGGAGGACGGACAUCUUGUUGUGGAAGUCAUAACUACAAUUCAAGUUCUCAAAGUUGUUGCAAUGGUAAGGUACUUAAUGGUUCUUCUGGAUACCAGUGCUGUGGAUCUUCCUUGUACCAAUUAUCUUCUCAGAUAUGCUGUUACAACAAUGUCCUGUCAAAAUCUUAUUCUUCCGACACUGCAUGCUGUGGUUCUGGUGUUUACGACAACAGAACAUCCGUCUGUUGCUCUGGUUACAUGCGCUCAAAAUCAGCUGGUACUUCAUGUUGUGGAAGUGCAAAUUACAAUUCUUCUACCCACAUUUGUUGUGGGUACAAUCUUUUCUAUCGACGUAAUGGUUCAUCCUGUUGUGGUAACCGGACAUACAACUCAAGAAGUAUGAAAUGUUGCUAUCGCUCUUCACAUGGUGGUUACUACCUAGUGAAAAAGUCUAAGUCAUGUUGA